CACCGCUCUCUCUCAGUGAGCGCCUUCAUUGAACGCGCGAGGACGCAGACGCUGUGCGUGCUUUCGGAGGUACACUCGCACGUAUGACAGGAUACAGACUCGAAGGAAGAAAAUAUGCCAAUCUCCGUCAUCUUUCAUGCGAUGUAUACACCGCUCUGCUGAUUUUAGCAGUAUUGUAGAGGUGAGCCGCGAUGUCUGGCUGCCUAACGCUGAUUGACGGACCGGAUCGGUGGCGCGCGUGUUAACGCACAACGGUGUUUUCAGCUCGUGCGUAAACUUUGCAAGAACUUUGAGGCAUCAAAUCUCUUCCCAUUUUGACGGGCGAGGUGAAACGGCAGCACAAAGCAUGGCGACACAAAACGACUGCUCUGUCAAGGUCUCUUUAAGGAUCCGGCCGCAGAUGGCAAAGGAAAAGAUUGAGGGAUGUCACAUCUGCACCUCCGUUACUCCCGGGGAGCCCCAGGUGCUCUUGGGUAAAGACAAGGCCUUUACGUAUGACUUCGUGUUUGACUUGGACGCUCAGCAACAUCAGAUCUACAGCGCCUGUGUUCACAAGCUGAUUGAAGGCUGCUUCGAGGGAUACAACGCAACCGUCUUCGCUUACGGACAAACCGGUUCAGGGAAGACCUACACCAUGGGCACUGGCUUUGAUGUAACCGUGUCUGAGGAAGAGCAGGGCAUCAUCCCACGGGCCGUGCGACAUCUCUUUCAGGGCAUCCAGAAACACAGACUAGAGGCACAGAGCACCGGCAUGCCCCUGCCAGAAUUUAAAGUCAGCGCCCAGUUCCUGGAGCUCUAUAACGAGGAGAUCCUGGACCUGUUUGACAGCACACGUGACCCUGAGGCUCGAGGCCGGAAGUCCAACAUUAAGAUCCAUGAGGAUGGGAGCGGAGGCAUCUACACCACAGGAGUGACCUCACGGCUGGUCAGCUCAGAGGAGGAGCUGCUGCAGUGUCUGAAGCUGGGCGCUCUUUCCCGCACCACCGCCAGCACACAGAUGAACGCCCAGAGCUCCCGCUCUCAUGCCAUCUUCACCAUCCACCUCUGCCAGAUGAGAGUCUGCCCACAGCCACAGAUGAACGGAGAGAUGAGUGAUGUGUCUGAUGCCUCCAUCUCUCAGCCCGAGUAUGAGACGCUCACUGCCAAGUUUCACUUUGUGGACCUGGCUGGAUCGGAGCGGCUCAAGCGCACAGGAGCCACAGGAGAGAGAGCGAGAGAGGGCAUCUCUAUCAACUGUGGCCUGCUGGCCCUGGGUAAUGUGAUCAGCGCUUUGGGAGAUCAGAGUAAGAAGGCAGGCCAUGUGCCUUACAGAGACUCCAAACUCACACGCCUGCUGCAGGACUCGCUGGGAGGAAACAGUCGGACCGUGAUGAUUGCCUGCGUGAGCCCCUCUGACCGUGACUUCAUGGAGACCCUGAACACACUGAAGUAUGCCAAUCGGGCUCGCAACAUCAAGAACAAAGUGAUCAUGAACCAGGACAAAACCAGCCAGCAGAUCAGCGCAUUACGAGCAGAGAUCGCACGCCUCCAGAUGGAGAUCAUGGAGUACAAAGCGGGAAAACGAGUGGCCUGUGAAGAUGGAUCCGACGGUUUUAGCGAUCUGUUUCAAGAGAACUCCAUGCUCCAAAAAGAGAAUGACACUCUACGUAUGCGGGUCAAAGCCAUGCAGGAAACCAUCGACCACCUCAACACUCGAGUCACCCAGCUGCUCACCAAUGGAGUCAACCUGCUGCUCACUAAGACUGGUGAAACAAACGAGGAGAUUGGCAAUCUAAUCCAGAACUACAUUCGAGAAAUCGAAGAGCUGAGGUCUAAGCUGCUGGAGAGCGAGGCCAUGAACGAGUCUCUGAGGCGCAGUUUGUCUCGCCUCUCCGCCCGCUCUCCACACCCCGCCUCUCCAGCACUCACUCUUGGCUCCUCCCCCUCUGUUUCCAUGGAUGCAGAGAUGACCGAUGUGAUUCGUCAAGCCAAAUUAGAUGUGGAGAGGCUGAAGAAGAAAGAAAGAAAUCAGAGGAGGAAGAGUCCUGAGAAAGAAAAAGGUUUGAAGAAGAGGGCCAAGCUUUAUCCUCAGGAAAAUGGAGAAAAGAGCGAGAAUGGGCUGAGCAGGGAAAACGAAGAGCGAAGAGAAAAUGGAGAUGGAGACUCUGAUAACGAACCUGAAGAGGAUGGCAUGUAUCCUCUUCAGGAGGAUGAUCACGGCGAGAGCGGCUGUGAUGAGGAGGAGGAGGAUGAGGAAGAGGAGACCAGGGAGGAGGAAGAGUUCGACAGCGACGAGAGCCUGGUGGAUUCUGACUCCGACUCAGACGAGAAAGUCAGCUUACAGGCCGAUCUAGCGGACCUGACGUGUGAGAUCGAGAUCAAGCAGAGACUCAUCGAUGAGCUGGAGAACAGCCAGCGCCGGCUCCUGACGCUGAAGAGCCAGUAUGAGGAGAAACUGAUUCUGCUCCAGAACAAGAUCAGAGACACGCAGCUGGAGAGAGACCGCGUGCUGCACAACCUCAUGUCCAUGGAGAACUACACUGAGGAGAAAGCCAGUAAGAUCAAAUCGGAGUAUGAGAAGCGUCUGAAGGAGAUGAACCGAGACCUGCUGAAGCUGCAGGCCGCUCAGAAGGAGCAUGCGCGUCUGCUGAAGAACCAGAGCCGCUACGAGAGAGAGCUCAAGAAACUGCAGUCUGAGGUGGCCGAGAUGAAGAAAGCCAAGGUGGCGCUGAUGAAGCAGAUGAAGGAGGAGCAGCAGCGGAGGAGGAUGAUCGAUGCGAAGAGGAACAGAGAAAUCGCACAAUUGAAGAAAGAGCAGCGACGACAAGAGUAUCAGAUCAGAGCUUUGGAGUCCCAGAAGCGCCAGCAGGAGAUCGUGUUGCGGAGGAAGACGCAGGAAGUGACGGCGCUGAGGCGGCUGGCCAAGCCCAUGUCGGAGCGUGUGGCCGGACGUGUGGCCCGCAAACUCACCAGUGUGGACUCCGGAGCGGAGCUGUCCACCAGCACCACAACAACAACUUCCGAACACGAAUCCUCUCGCUCGGUGACCAGCAUCAUACGCCAGUGGAAUACCAAACUGAACGGAUUCCUGGGAGAGAAUGAGAGCCACGGGACUGGAGGAAGCCUGGCCAGUAGCAGAAAAAAGUUCCAGCGAAAAAGUACGAGCACAAGUUUUUCAAAGACAGCCCGUCAGAAGUGGCAGUCUCUGGAGAGGAGGAUCAUGGAUAUUGUGAUGCAGAGAAUGACCAUCACUAAUGUGGAAGCUGAUAUGGAUCGCCUCAUCAAGAAACGUGAGGAGCUGUCCGUGCAGCAGGAGGCGCUGUUGCGCAAGAGAGAAAAGUUACUGAACGAGGGCUUCGGAGAGGAUGAGGAGGAGAGGCUCCUUCAGGAGAUGAACGAGGAGAUUGAGGUGCUCAAUGCCAACAUCGACUACAUCAGCGACAGUCUGUCAGACUGCCAGGCCACCAUCGUACAGAUCGAGGAGACCAAGGAUGAGCUGGACUCUGUGGACACCUCAGUGGUCAUCAGUUCCUGCUCGCUGGCCGAAGCUCGCGCUCUCCUGGACUACUUCCUCAAAGCCUCUAUUGACAAGGGGUUACAAGUUGCUCAAAAAGAGGCUCAAAUUCGCCUUCUGGAGGGUCAGCUGCGGCAGACGGAUGUGAUUGGCUCUUCCCACAAUCACAUGAUCCUGGAUGCUCUUAGGGAAAAGGCUGAGUGUAUCCCUGAGCUGCAAGCUCUAAUCCACAAUGUCCAGCAAGAGAAUGGCUAUGCGAGCACAGAUGAGGAUGCGUCUGAGUUCAGUCAGGCAUCAGAGGGCGGGUUUUCACAGAUGAAGUUGUCUGCGAGUCAAGAUGACUUUAAGAUGAAGGUUGAGCCUCGGCUAUCUGCACAAAUGAAGGCAGUGUCAGCUGAGUAUUUGGGCCCGAUUCUGACCCUCACCUCCAAGAACAUCACUAAGUCCCUGGCUUCUCUGUCGGAGAUCCACGAGAACGGCCUGGUCCACAAAGAGGUCUAUUCCAGAGAUCUGGUGUCUCGAACCAUCAGCCUGCCUGUCAGAGGACACACUUUCCCAAGGCAGUCCAGAGGAUCUGACACAUCUCCCUUAACAAGGAGGCAGUCAUACGACCGAGGCCAGCCAUAUAGAAGUCCAGAGGUAGGCUACACCCCUCCUCCUUCCCCUCCACUUCGAAUACGCAACGACCGCAACGUCUUUUCCCGGCUGACAAGCAACCAGAGCCAGGGCUCAGCACUCGACAAGUCGGAUGACAGCGACUCCUCUCUCUCGGAGGUGCUCAGGGGUGUAAUCACUCCCACAGGUGGGCUGAAGGGGGGCAGGACGGCCCCCCUACAGUGUGUGGCGAUGGCCGAGGGACACACCAAACCUGUGCUUUGUCUGGAUGCCACGGACGAGCUGCUAUUUACUGGAUCUAAAGAUCGAACCUGCAAGAUGUGGAACCUGGUGACUGGACAGGAAAUCGUGACGCUGAGAGGACAUCCUAACAACGUUGUGUCUGUCAAAUACUGCAGCUACUCUGGCCUGGUCUUCACAGUUUCCACCUCCUAUAUCAAAGUAUGGGACAUUCGGGAUUCUGCCAAGUGCAUCCGGACCUUCACGUCAUCAGGUCAGGUGGUCUCAGGCGAUGCCUGUGCUGGUACAACCACUCGCACCAUCACUACAGCCCAAGGCGAGUACCAGAUCAACCAGAUCGCCCUCAAUCCCUCCGGAUCUGUGCUGUAUGCUGCUGCAGGCAACACUGUCCGCACUUGGGACCUUAACAGAAUGCAGGCCACUGGCAAGCUCACCGGACACAUUGGGUCAGUCAUGUGUCUUACAGUGGGUUACUCUGGAGGAGGCAAGGAUCAAGUGAUCACUGGAUCCAAAGACCAUUAUGUGAAGAUAUUUGAUGUUGCGGAGGGAACCCAGGGUAACAUCGGACCAGCUCAUAACUUCGAGCCCCCUCAUUACGAUGGGAUUGAGUGCCUUGCUGUACAUGGUGAUGUACUGUUCAGUGGAUCCCGAGACAAUGGCAUUAAGAAAUGGGAUCUGGGACAGCAGGAACUUAUUCAGCAAAUCCCAAAUGCACACAAGGAUUGGGUUUGUGCUCUGGCUUUUGUUCCCGGACGGCCCAUGCUCCUCAGUGCCUGUAGGGGGGGAAUGCUCAAGGUGUGGAACGUGGACAACUUCACACCCAUCGGAGAGAUUAAGGGCCAUGACAGCCCUAUCAAUGCCAUCUGUGCCAAUUCCAAACAGAUCUUUACUGCCUCCAGUGACUGUCGGGUGAAGUUGUGGAGUUAUGUCCCUGGGCUCACGCCCUGUCUGCCCCGUCGGGUCCUGGCCAUCAAGGGCCGGGCCACCAGCCUCCCCUGAGCCUCCACUAACCACCUCCUGCCUGGUUCCCUCUGUGACAUGAGAGUAAAGAUCUGGAAUCCGAAGAUGGGGAAGAAAAGGUGACGAACCUCCGUUUGGAACGAUUGCCGUCAAUGGAGCCUUUUUGGGCUGUCGGCUUAAUUGGACACCAUAGCUUUAGGUGUCUGAAAUCGACCUUGGCGAAAGUCCAUGGGUAAGCUGUCUCACUCCAGAAGGUGGGUUUCUUGGACCUGCCUUAAGGAGACGAGACACAACCCUUUGAACCGGAGUCACAUCCGAGGAAUAUGAUCCAAUGAUCAUGAGAGUCUGAGAGAGGCUACUGCAGGUUUCUUUCGUCUGGAUGUGCCAUUUUGAUGACGACGAAACUGUAUUAUCUGUGCAUUGAAGGAUCCUUCUGCACUUCCUGUCUAAACGGAAACAUUGAGACAACUUCAUCUGUAGGUGCUGCUUUUACUUCUGAAUAUUUAUCACAUCAAGAUGGCAUCACUUCAGAGUCACUUUUUUGUAAUUACUAAAGAGCCAUAUGACUUUAGCUUUGAUGUCGUAUCAGAAACUGAAUCCAUUUUCUCAGUAUCCUGAAGAUUGGCACCUUUUGUGUUUACUGAUAUGAGCAGAUAGAGAGUCGUCAUCAAUCCCAGUCCCAAGUUCCCUUGAAACAUUGUGCAAUAGUAUGGACCACCACAUUUUUCAAUGCCUUGCUCUUCAGAGGGUUUCUCUGAACAUUUCUAAUAACUAAUGGCUUCCUUAAACCCCCCUAAACCACAAACAAACACUGCUUCCUUUGCUUUUAAAUUCAUUCGCUCCAUCCUGCUGUGAAUUUAGUUUUCUACCUCAGGUUUAAAAUUAGAUUUGGUGAGUUAAACCUUCACUGAUUCUGGUUUGUCUUCUGGAUGUGUGGAUAGAGGUCUCCGAAGCAUAAAGCAGUAUUCAGAGUCUGCUGAGUGGGCAUUUUGAGAGUCUCAUCAGAGGGAUUGAGUUUGGUGAUAUUAUCAGACAGUUUUAGGCAGAACUAGAUGUUACCUCAGACUCAAGCAUCUGAUGGGUAGAGUAUAAAAGAUUCAUUUUCAUGUUGUUGGACGUAGUCCUGGUACGACAAAAACAAUUUCAGACAAUCUACUGCAAUGUUGGAUGAAAUUUUGGUCACUUUGUUUUGCCCAUUAU
This is a messenger RNA of Carassius auratus (goldfish), 6508 nucleotides long. It is a transcript of the gene kif21b, whose product is annotated as kinesin family member 21B. Gene Ontology annotation, molecular function: ATP binding; microtubule binding; microtubule motor activity. Gene Ontology annotation, cellular component: microtubule associated complex. The record is from RefSeq and is a predicted model, not a curated record. Bases 347 to 5347 code for a protein of 1666 amino acids. Gene Ontology annotation, biological process: spindle elongation; microtubule-based movement; mitotic spindle organization. Lineage: Eukaryota; Metazoa; Chordata; Actinopteri; Cypriniformes; Cyprinidae. The transcript is spliced from 35 exons.